Hyalella azteca is the source of this 1159-nucleotide messenger RNA. RefSeq lists its product as uncharacterized. The record is from RefSeq and is a predicted model, not a curated record. NCBI's taxonomy places the organism in Eukaryota, Metazoa, Arthropoda, Malacostraca, Amphipoda, Hyalellidae. The transcript has 2 exons. The coding region runs from base 61 to 750 and encodes 229 amino acids.
CGGCGCAGACGUUGAGGUGCGCUCGUCUUCCUUCUUGCUCUUCGUCACAACACGCGCCAAAUGAAAACCCAACUGCAGAGGGCGGCCCUUGGGGUCCUGGUGACGCUGGCGCUGCUGGGGAGCGCCGCCGCCAAGCCCCACGUUCCCCCAUCCGACACCCCCGACCCCCAACACGAAGAUUUGGCUUUCAGUAACCAAACCCACCUCGACAACCACCACGAUCAAGGCGAAAGCCUUGGUAAGGCUGACGAAGGCAACGGACCUGGUCAGAUGGACGCAAGGCACACAAGAGGCGUGGUCAGCGACCCGACCAAACCUGGUCAGUUAAAACCUGGUCAGGCUGGUGCGUCUGGUCAAGCAAAAGAUAGUCAGACAAGACAGGCUGGCGCAGACAACAACACAGGCAACAGUUCUGCUGCAGCAGCCAGCCAGCUCACACAUAAUGAGACCGGCGCUAAUGAGCGACAUAAGAGGAAUGGUGCUCCUCGCAACACGAAGCCAUCGCAGUGGGGGCCACAUUGCGAGGUGGUCGUUAACAGAUGCAAUAUUCCACAGUAUGGGUCGGGGCCUAAUGCGAAAUAUCCUACUACACCUAAAUGGGAUGUAAGAUGUGGUCUAGAACCUAUCUGUAGGCGUCCGUGGGAGUUCGAAUCCUCCAGUAAGGGACAGUUGUUUACCGGGCCCCCUCGCAGACACCCAUUGUACUACUCGUCACCAUACGACACAACUCAACGCCGCAAUUCGGGCUAGCGGAACAGGAUCUGGACAGACUGGGACAGAUGACCAGGUUGAACCUGGUCAGGAACCAGCAACAGAAGAACCGAAAUCAGACGCUGAUAAUCAACCGAAAUCAGACGCUGGUGCUCAGAACAGCACAAGAGAGACGCAAGCGGACUGCAUGGAACCCACCUAAUAGGAACUUACAAUGGAAAUACUAAAGACAGGCUCUGGUACUCAGGCCAGAUCUGAGCUUGCAGGACAGUUGGUCAAAGCGAUUUUGGAUGAGACUUCGUCAGGGAAGAUAUGAAUUUUGAAUUUAGUCUAAGCGAAGAAUAUAUUUCAAAUGCAGAAAAUUAAAAGUUUAUUUUUGCCAAACUUAUUUGUUCAAAGACACUGUCCAGCUCAUAGGCUUACAAGCAUGCAAUAAACUAAUAACACA